Molecule: messenger RNA, 735 nt
Organism: Triticum turgidum subsp. durum (durum wheat)
Lineage: Eukaryota; Viridiplantae; Streptophyta; Magnoliopsida; Poales; Poaceae
Source: the annotation of a GenBank genome assembly
AUGGCGCGCGCCCUCCUCCGCCACCGCGGCGCGCUCCCCUCUCUCCUCUCGCCGGCCGCCCCCACGGCGCCCAGGCUGGUCCCGUCAUUCUCCUCCGCCGCCGCCUCCUCCCUCGCGUCGCUGCGCUCCCCGCUCGACGAACGCCUGCUCCGCCUCCUGAGCUCCGAGAUCUCCUACGUCGCCGACCGCCGCCCUCCCCACCAGCCGCCGACGGGCUUCAAAUCCUUCGCCGUGGAGGACCGCCCGGGGGAGCAGUGGGUGCGCCUCCGCGCCGCCCGCCGAGGCGCCGGGGCCGGGGAGGAGGCCAUCAAGAUCGACGCCACCUUGUUCGACGGCGUCGCGGAGCUGCCCCCCGACGCGUCCCUCUUCAACCGGGUCGAGGCGCUCGAGCAAGGGCCGCGCCUCCACCUCAGCCUCAUCGUCGAGGUGGCCCGCGCCGACCGCGUACUGGGAUUCAUCUGCUCCGCCUGGCCCGACCAACUCGCCGUCCGCCACGUGCUCACCCUCAGGGGCACCGGCGCCGCCACCGACGACCGCGGUGCCCGCGACUUCACGUACGGUCUAGUUUUCCGCAGGAAGCUGGAGCCUGCGGAGAGGGAGGCGGUGAAGAAGUUCCUGCAGGAGAGGGAGGUGGAUGCCGAGCUUGCGGAGUUCUUGCACGACUACGUUGCGAACAAGGAGAAGAUGGAGAUGCUCCAGUGGCUGAAGACAGUCGAAUCGUUCGUCGAGAAGUAA